Molecule: messenger RNA, 2415 nt
Organism: Bufo gargarizans (Asiatic toad)
Lineage: Eukaryota; Metazoa; Chordata; Amphibia; Anura; Bufonidae
Product: oocyte zinc finger protein XlCOF7.1-like
Exons: 6
Coding region: 335-1504 (389 amino acids)
Biological process (GO): regulation of DNA-templated transcription
Source: RefSeq, a predicted model, not a curated record
CGGUGAUGUCAUGAAGGUCCUCGAGAGGAGGAAACAGCCGCUACCUCAGGAAAUCGAUCUGUCUUCAUCAUUUUGUCACAGCUUUGGCGCGGGCGAGUGAUAGGCAUAAUAUCGUUAUGUUUUGGCUUCAGGAAGUACAAACUAAAGGACUAUAAAUCCCAGAAUCCCGUGCUGUAUCACUUCCAGUGUGGUGUGAAGUGUUAUGGAGGUGCCUGGAUUUCCUAUAAAGCUGACCUGUAGUGAAAGCAUGUAGGAGGAUUUUGAUCACCUCCUAAUGAGACGUUAAGUAAAGCAUUUCACGUUUCCAAGCCUCACUUCAAGUUGCCCUUCUACAAUGGACAAAGACCACAUUACUGAAAAGAUACUGAAACUCACCUUGGAGAUCAUCUACCUGCUGACUGGAGAGGAUUACUCAGUGGUUAGCAGAGCUGGUAAGCAUGUUGGAACCAUCCGUCGCACACCUCGUCAGACAGGAGGGUUGUGUAAGGUGAUAAGCCCUAUCACACAUCCUCCACCUUUGUCAGAAGUUCAUGAAAAGAACAAUAAUCUGAAGAUCUUGGACCUCACCAACAAGAUCAUUCAGCUGCUGACUGGAGAGGUUCCUAUAAGAUGUGAGGACGUCAUUGUCUGUUUCUCCAUGGAGGAGUGGAAGUAUGUAGAAGGACACAAGGAUCUCUAUAAGCACAUCAUGGAGAACCACCCGUUUCUUGGUUCCAGUGCUUUUUCAAGCUCUGAGAACUUGUCAAUGAAGCUUAAUCUCCAAAUGUUAACCCCCGAUACUGCAUAUAAGAAUCAUUCAUCAACAUCCUGUAAGGGAGCGGUCAAAAACAAUGUUUUUGAAGAUUUUCAAGAGGUAACUCUCCAAGUAGAGCGUGACCAGUUCACUAACAAGUCCACCUGUACAAAGUACACACAGACAGAACCCGCUGACUGUGGAGAAGAGGUAUUGUGCGAGGACAAAGAAGCUGAUGUUGUUUUUGUGCCUACAGAAAAUACUAUGAUGGGGUGUUCCUCUGAUGCCUCCAAAUCAUAUAAUAAACAGAGUCCUAAAGACUCUGAUUUUUGCUUGCUCACUGAACAGAUACAAAACGCACCUUAUCAACAGGGAAGCGCGCUGGAGCCUGGUGAAGAUAUUUACACGCCGACGUGUCUCAAAUCUACACAUCUUACAGACCGGCCAACAGAAUGGGUAACCAAUGUAAACUUUGUGGAAUGUCCUAUAACCCCUCACCACAUAAAUAGCAAAUAUACAUCUAGUUGUAUUAUUGAGGUUGCAUCCACUUGUGAAGAUGGAGAUGUCAUCAGCAAAGAUGUUUUCACUCCCGCAGACCAUAAAACAUAUACAUCUGAAAAAAUAGAAGAGACGCCCAUGUCAUGGGGGAAGGACGUAAUAUAUACCAACAUUUAUACACCUGCAGAACUGACACAAGCAGAUCUAAAUAAUAUAAAGAAAGAACUGGAUUCAUGGGAAGAUGGAAGCCUGGAGCUCCAGAAUAUAUAUUAGCUCCAAAACCUAUGGAAGAAAAAGCUGUGUACACUAGUGGCAGAGGUGAUGCUGUACAAUGGAAUGGAAGUCAGGCCCACAGAGACUCCUAUCAAUUAGUGGAGCAUGCAUUGCCUCGUAUUAAGACAGAAUAUGAACAAGGGGAUUUUAAGGACGACUAUUUUACUCGGGGACAAACCCAGUCUACUCAUGCUCCAGUUCAUCCAGAAAAUGCAGAUUCAAUUAAAAAGGAAAAUAUAAAUAUGUCUGUGGUAAGUUAUACUACAGAUGAUGAAAAUGAUAGACCAGCAUACGAUACAUCCCAAAUGUAUAGUUGUUCUGAUUGUACAAAAUGUUUUUCCAGUGAUACAAAUUUAGCCAAGCACAGGCUGAUGUGUAGAGGUCGAAAGCCCCAUGUCUGUUCCGGCUGUGGAAAAUGUUUUGCCAGCGCCUCCUAUCUUGUAAUACACGAGAGAAUUCACACAGGAGAGAAACCAUACUCCUGUUCUCACUGUGGCAAAAGCUUUACUCGGAAACCAGAUCUAAUCCGUCACGAGCGGAUUCACACAGGGGAGAAGCCAUUUGCCUGCCCAGAAUGUGGUAAAUGUUUCACCAGUGUUUCCAAUAUAUUUAUGCAUCGGAGAAUUCAUACAGGAGAAAAGCCUUUUCCUUGUGCUGCAUGCGGCAAACGUUUCAUCAAAAAGUCUGAUCUGGUCCGCCAUGAGAAAAUUCACCUGCCACAGGAGCCUUUGCCUUGUUCUCUGUGUGGGAAAAUUUUUGCUUCAAAGACUAUCCUAAGUAAACAUAUGGCCGCUCAUGCUACAGAAACGCCAGAGCCUGCUCAAGAGGGCAGUUAAUUUCUAUUUAUUGUUUCCUGUACAUUGUGUGAAAAAAUUUGAAAUUUAUUUUAUAUAAAAUACAUGUAUGGUUUU